Trichoplax adhaerens is the source of this 2811-nucleotide messenger RNA. RefSeq lists its product as uncharacterized. Lineage: Eukaryota; Metazoa; Placozoa; Uniplacotomia; Trichoplacea; Trichoplacidae. The transcript is spliced from 26 exons. The record is from RefSeq and is a predicted model, not a curated record. Gene Ontology annotation, biological process: intracellular calcium ion homeostasis. Gene Ontology annotation, cellular component: membrane. The annotation marks the transcript as partial. Gene Ontology annotation, molecular function: P-type transmembrane transporter activity; ATP binding; ATP hydrolysis activity.
CCCUUGGAUGUCAAAUAUUUCAAAUUUCAUUGUCUCCGCUAUUUUUGGAAUCCGCAAAUUCAACAUUUUACGGUUCUUAGGGGCCUUGAUCGCAAUUUUACGUGCCGCGAGAUUUACGACCGUUUCUCGCGUGGACUUGAUAAUCAUCAAGCUGGUAGAAGGGCAAUCAUAUAUGAGCAGAACUUAAUCGAUGUCAAAGUUAAAAGUUACAUUCGUUUACUUUUUGAAGUGGCAUUAAAUCCAUUCUAUGUCUUCCAAGUAUUCAGCGUAACAUUAUGGUUCUUUGAUGACUACUACUAUUACGCAGGAUGCAUUGUAUUUGUAUCAGUAGUAUCCAUCGCCAUAACCUUGGUGCAAACUCGCCGGAAUCGUGUCCGCCUUAGAAAUAUGGUCGCAACAUCAUCAAAUAUUCAAGUGAUAAGGAACCAUUCCGGUGACCCUGAAAAUGUAUCUAGUACUGAAAUUGUCCCGGGCGACGUUAUUGUCAUUCCGCCUGAUGGAAUACGGAUGGAAUGCGAUGCUGUUUUAAUUAGCGGUUCCUGUGUUGUUAAUGAAAGCUCGUUAACAGGCGAGAGUAAUCCCGUGCUAAAAACACAACUGAUUAGUGACGGUGCUGAUGCUGAUAACGUUUACUACCCGAACCUUCACAAACAACAUUCUCUUUUUGCUGGAACGCAAGUUUUGCAAGCCCGUUCAUACAGUUCUUCUCUUGUAACUGCACUGGUUAUACGCACAGGAUUUUAUAGUAUGAAGGGUAAUCUCGUGCGUAGUAUUCUUUAUCCUAAGCCCAUGAACCUAAAGUUGUACCGUGACGCAAUUGGAUUUGUAGGCUGCUUAGCUUUUUUAGCGCUCAUUGGUUUGAUUUAUAGCAUCGUAACUCUUAUUAUUGAUGGGGUAACGCCAGGCGAAGUUAUUAAGCGAGCAUUGGACAUGAUCACAAUUGCUGUUCCACCAGCUCUACCAGCCGCGGUUUCGAUUGGAACUGUCUAUGCCACGAAUCGACUUAGAGUAAGAGGCAUUUUUUGCAUCAAUCCUUCAAGGAUCAAUUUGAGUGGUAAACUCAAUUUGGUUUGUUUCGAUAAGACCGGAACGUUAACAGAAGACUUCUUGGAAUUUUGGGGAGGAAUUGUUAAUCAACGUUGUGAAACGAUGUCUUUUAGCUUUAGGGAAAUAUUGACUGAUAUUAAAUCUAAUCCAGCUGAUAAGCUAGCGGUUACGAUGGCAACUUGCCAUUCAUUAACAGUUCUUAAAGGUGAUGUGUGUGGUGACCCCUUAGAUAUGCAAAUGUUCCAAGCAACGCAAUGGACCUUAGACGAAAGUGCUGACGAUCAUCAAAAGUACGAUACCGUUAUUCAAGCAAGCGUAAAACCUCCAAGUUCUACACCCACAACCAGUCAGAACCAAUUUGAAUAUGGGAUUUUGAAACGCUACGCUUUCACCUCUGACUUGAAGCGCAUGUCAGUGCUCAUUCGUAAGUUAGGAGCUGGCAACCUAGAAUUAGUUAUGAAAGGAGCCCCCGAAACAGUAAUACAAUAUUGUAACAGCAGUUCAGUCCCUGACGAUUUCUCUCAAACGUUGGAGUCACUUACGGAACAAGGUUACAGAGUGCUCGGUUUGGCUCAUAGAUCUUUAGAUUCAAAACUUUCAUGGCGAUCUGCUCAAAAACUCUCACGACAAGACUUGGAAGAAAAUAUGACCUUCCUCGGUUUACUGAUUAUGCAAAACAAAUUGAAGCCUGAAACAUCUGGAAUAAUAGAAGAACUAGCUGAAGCGAAUAUUAGGACUGUUAUGAUUACUGGUGAUAAUCUGAAAACUGCUGUCAAUAUUGCUCGAGAAUGUGAAAUGAUACAACCAAAUGAAAAUGUUGUACAUUUAAUUGCUAAAGAACCUACGACCUCUCAAACUGAACCAACUGUCACAUGGAAUCUCUUAAAGAAAAGUGGGAAUGCACCGGUAAAGAUUUCCAUAAAAUAUGAUACAACACGGAUAUUAUUGUUAUUUAUCUAUCAUAUCACGCUCUUCACAUGCAUCUUCUUUAAUGUUGGUCAGGUGCUUAUUCAAGGAACUAUUUUUGCUCGAACAUCACCAAAACAGAAAGCUGAACUUGUAGAAGGCUUCCAAAAUCUAGGAUACUACGUUGGAAUGUGCGGCGAUGGAGCUAAUGAUUGCGGAGCUUUAAAUACUGCUCAUGCCGGAAUAUCCCUUUCGGAGGCUGAGGCUUCCGUAGCAUCACCAUUUACCUCGAAAGUUCCCAAUAUUUCAUGCGUUUCUACACUGAUUAGGGAAGGUCGCGCUGCAUUAAUAACCGCUUUUGGCGUGUUCAAAUACAUGGCUUUGUAUAGCAUCAUACAGUUUACAACAGUGAUGAUUUUAUACUGGUACGUUGCUAACCUUGGGGACUUCCAGUUCCUGUUCAUUGAUUUAUUCAUUAUUCUUUCCAUUGCACUCGUCAUGAGUAGAACUGAAGCAUUUCCGUUGAUAUCAAAACAACGUCCAAACAGUUCGCUAACCAGCUUUGAAACCUUAUCUUCGCUUUUCGCCCAUGUCAUAGUUACUGUUGCAAGCCAAACUUUGGUUUACUUCUACUUAGCAUCACAGCCAUGGUACACAGUCUUUAAUCAGCUUAAUCGAAAGCAAUUAUAUAAAAAUGUGGAUACGGUUAAUGGUUCAACGUAUGUUCAAUGCUACGAAACGACAACGUUAUUUUAUUUCACUAACUAUCAGUAUAUAUGGAUAGCUGUUGUCUUUUCUAAAGGUCCUCCGUUUCGUAAAAGAAUUUACACUAAUUGUAAGCAUUCGUAUCUUAUUUAA